AUGGUCUUCUGCACCUAUUGCGGGCAGUCCUUCACGAGGGACGAGCACCUCGAGAGGCACAUCCUCACUCGUACGUUAUCCACCCUCCCGGCUACCAGUACCUCAGCGACGACCUUUGCAAGCUGACAGAUCCCUCACUACAGACACCAAUGUCAAACCCUUCAAAUGUUUCACCUGCCAUAUGUCCUUCGCGAGGAGGUGAGCUUCCUUCACUCCCUCCAACCCGCAUCCAUCGAUCCGGUCACUGACAGACCCAUAGGGACCUCCUCCAGCGACACUACACAGUCCACGGACGGGACCAGAACCAGCAGGAGAUUCCAGCAGCGAAUGGCAUGAUUCCCAAGUCAGCUGGAAGGACGCCAAUCGCUUGCAGCAACUGCGCCAAGACAAAGACAAAAUGCGAUAAGAAGUUUCCUUGCUCUCGGUGUGCCGGCAGAAAUCUGAGAUGUACCUUGAGGCCGACGAGGCGGGCAUCGAAGAAUGCCGCUCGUGUCGGCAUCCCGCCAGAGGGUGCCGUAGCCAUACCUCCCGGUAUGCAAGCUCCAGUCGGCGAGAAUGGUGUGCAGCAACCACAGCAGACCCAGAGCCCUCCACAGCACCCACAGCCCAUCAAACCGGCGAGCCCAAAGAACAACAUGGCUCCAGUCCAAGAAGAGAAGACAUCAGCUCCAGCAGUCGACGGCCCUCCCUCACAUUUUGUUGAACAACAACCCACCAGCGGCCCGACUCCUCCCAACAGCUUCUCCCCACCUAUGCCUACGCCGGGCUUCCUCCAGCACACGCCCAUGUCAGGAUACAACGAGUUCCAGACAAUGGGCAAGGAUAGCUCAGAUGCAGGAUCCAGUCCUCGUUUCAUGCUGGAUUGGAGCCAGAUGCAGAUGCCAAUGGGAUACGAUGGCAUGAUCCAGCCUCACCUGAUAAUGAAUCCAGACAUGGCUUUCGACCCCAACAUGCCCCUGGCACCAAACGGCGACGGCCUUCUCCACAUCAUGCCUGAUGUAGCGAACGGUAUGGCUCCGCUCAUUACACCUCUCGAGACUCCGAAGAUCGAGCGUUCGUUCUCCGACUUGGAGCUAGGCAGCUCGGCGGCGGCCUUCCAGCCUCAGCGUCACGGCUCUGUCCCGUCAAUGCACUCCGUUCAAUCCGUACAGGACAUCAAGGGUGAGAUGCCGGCCAUCAUCACCGCUCAAGAUGCCUGGUCUGUUUUUCGUUGCACACCAACCAUGCCAUCCUCGUUUUGUCCCAAGACCGCGAAGCUGAACUUGGAACGCCUGGAGGAGACCCUUAGGAACCACGAAGGUUGGAGCAGCUGGAGUCCACAGUGGGAUGAAGGCGACAUGGCAGGUGGCGACCACCUCACCGUAAUGCAGCUGCACGAAAGCACUAGGGACAAGUUGCUGGCCAUCACCCAGAGCUUUCUGCACAAGGCAUUGGAGAUCCACAGAGAAGGCCACCACCACCAAUCUUCUCCCGCGAAUGAAUACCUUACACCAAACUCGUACGCCUCCAACUUUGUGCUAUUACCGCCUGCGCGCGUGCUCGAGUACUUUUUGCAAUCCUACGCCAACUGCUUCGAGCGGUACUACCCGUUGACGUCUAGAGGCGUCUUGGACGCCAAUGAGCUCAUGCACUGCUACAACGACAGGGCAUCGAGUCUUCUGGUCCUGAUGAUGAUCGCUCAAGGAGCCAUGAACAUUCCAUCGACCGACGCUAGGAUGCUGACGGGAGGACUGACCGAAGCUUGCCGAAUCUCUCUCUUCGACCUCAUCGAGAGGAACAUCAUCAUGGCCGGAGAUCCAAUCGUGCUCCAUGCGGCACUCUUGUUUACGGUUCAGGCAGCCUGGAGUGGUGACAAGUGGCAGAUGGACAUUGCAAUGGGACAGCGCGGAAUGUACUUUGCCAUGCUUAGACAUUCUGGCCUCUUGGACAAGCCCACCCAGCCAAGCACAGUCAACCAGCAGUCGAACGCGGAUCAGUUGUGGAAUGAAUGGAUCCAGAACGAGUCAAGAAGUCGACUCAUCUACUCAUGGGUGAUGGUUGACCAAGACCUCGCGCUCUUCCACGACAGCGCUCCGCUUUUCUCCGUCACCGAGUUCGCCGCUCCAAUGCCGGAUGCCGAUCGCCUAUGGAGUGCCAGGACUGCAGGAGAAUGGUCCUCCAUCUUCGAGCAGGUCCACGAGUUCUCCGGCGGUUACUCGUCUGUCGGAUCCGGUGCAAGACCAUUGUCGCUCAAAGAUCUUUUCCGUCACUUCCUCGACGAUGAGAUGAUCCCCUUGGGCAUCGAGAUGACGCCUCUGCAGCUUCGUCUGCUCUUGCAUCCUCUGCAGUCACUUGUCUGCCAGUACAGUCAGCUGCUCAGCUGCUUCUCCGACUCCCUCUCCCAGAGAAACAAGAACGAGCCUAGACGCGUCAGCGCUUCCUCCACAAGGAGUCGACUCGAGGAAGUUCAGUCACUGCUUGGGCGGUGGUUCGACCUUGCCGAGAGAUACCUCAAGGCCAACCCACUGUGCCCAAUGAUGCAGACCAACCUGGUCAUCUUCCACCUCAUCAGCUUGAACGCUGUCACGAACUUUUCUGAGAUCGAACGCUUAGCACGACGAGAGAACUUCGACGGCACCUACCAGCAGCUUGUCUGGAUGCACAAGCGGAGCAUUGCCGAUGUCGAGGAGGCGGUUUACCACUGUGGCCAAGUCUUCCGACUGGUUCGGGCUAUGCCUCGCGGGAUCCGUCCUCCAUGGUGGGCUGGCGCCAUCUACCGCGUCGCUCUUGUGCUGUGGACCGACAGCCUGAUGCACAAGGAAGGUGGCUCACCUACCAACAGCAUGUUCCAAGGCAACGGCCCUGUGCCAGGACCUUCUUUCGCCAUUGACGCCCUCGCCGCUGACCAUCCGCUCAUCGUUCGCUACCUGACCAAGCGCGAAGGUGUGCCGUGUGUCACCAAGCGUGAUGGUUCACAGAUGGCGCUCGACCGAGCGUAUCCGGUCUUGCAGCACUGCAUCGAAGUCAUCGAUGAGGGUGCUGCCACUCGCUUCUCCGACGGAAUCCGGGCUAAGCUCGAGAAACUGGCUAGAGGUUGA
This is a messenger RNA of Lecanosticta acicola, 3077 nucleotides long. The record is from the annotation of a GenBank genome assembly. NCBI's taxonomy places the organism in Eukaryota, Fungi, Ascomycota, Dothideomycetes, Mycosphaerellales, Mycosphaerellaceae.